CUCUCCACUUUCCUAUUUUUAUAAAAGAUUCGAUAGUUCUUUUUCUCGAUAAAGCAAUAACGAGAAACUAAAAAUGGCAAAGAAGUUGCUUCUGCUUCUUUUACUUAUUAUUUUAAACCUACAUGCGUGUUCUGGCUCUGUCGUCAACUCUCUUCCUGGUUUUGAAGGUCCUCUCCCUUUCGAGCUUGAGACCGGGUAUAUUGGUGUCGGUGAAGAAGAGCAUUUGCAAUUGUUUUACUACUUCAUUAAAUCUGAGAAGAAUCCAAAAGAAGAUCCUCUUCUUCUCUGGUUAACUGGAGGACCUGGCUGUUCUUCUCUCACUGGUCUCCUUUUUGAGAACGGGCCAGUGACAUUUAAUGUUAGUGAUUUCUUGUUAAAUGGAGGUAGUAUACCCGCCUUGCUUCCUACAACAUAUUCAUGGACAAAGGUGGCAAACAUAAUUUUCUUGGACCAGCCUGUUGGUACGGGCUUCUCCUAUGCAACAACUCAACUCCUUGAUACACCUAGUGACUCAGGAGAAGCUAAGCAUAUCCAUCAAUUUAUUCGCAAGUGGUUAAGUAAGCAUAGAGAGUUUAUCUCGAAUCCUUUUUAUGUCACUGGAGAUUCAUAUUCUGGUAAGAUUAUUCCGGCCACCGUUCAAGAAAUCUCCAAUGGAAAUGAUCUUGGGUUUAAACCUCAAAUAAAUCUUAAGGGUUAUGUGCUAGGCAACCCUGUAACAGAUACUGAGUUUGAUGCAAACCAACGCAUUCCAUUUGCUCAUGGGAUGGCAGUAAUUUCUGAUGAACUCUUCCAGUCGUUGAAGAGAAGUUGCAGAGGAAGUUAUGAAACUAUUGAUCCACAUAACACAGAGUGCUUGAAAUAUUAUUACCAGUUCAUAGAGUGUAUUUCUAGAAUAAAUUUUGCUAAUAUACUAGUACCACGGUGCGAAGAAGCGUCGUCGUUCCAAAGAGGAGUAAUUAUCCUUGGAAACGAUUCGGCUGCAGACGAAUGCUAUGUAUAUAAAGAUUUAUUAUCUUCCCUCUGGGCCAAUAACGAGAGUGUGCGUAAAGCGCUUCAUGUUGUUAAGGGAAGCAUAGAAAAAUGGGUACGUUGUUCGGGUGAACCUUACAAUAUCGACAUCAAAAGCAGCAUACCAUACCAUAUUAAUAAUAGCAUCAAAGGAUACAGAUCUCUCAUCUUCAGUGGUGAUCACGACUUGUUGGUGCCUUUUGUUUCAACUCAAGCGUGGAUAAGAUCUCUUGGUUAUUCCAUUAUUGAUAACUGGAGGCCAUGGAUGAUACACAAUCAAAUUGCUGGAUACACUAAGACUUAUGCCAAUAACAUGACAUAUGCUACUGUCAAAGGAGGUGGGCAUACGGUAGAGUUUAAACCAAAUGAAAGCUUUCUCAUGUUUCAGAGGUGGAUUAGUGGUCAACCUCUCUAA
Messenger RNA from Eruca vesicaria subsp. sativa (arugula), 1423 nucleotides. The record is from the annotation of a GenBank genome assembly. Lineage: Eukaryota; Viridiplantae; Streptophyta; Magnoliopsida; Brassicales; Brassicaceae.